This is a messenger RNA of Penicillium angulare, 2007 nucleotides long. RefSeq lists its product as uncharacterized. The record is from RefSeq and is a predicted model, not a curated record. NCBI's taxonomy places the organism in Eukaryota, Fungi, Ascomycota, Eurotiomycetes, Eurotiales, Aspergillaceae. Gene Ontology annotation, biological process: DNA-templated transcription; regulation of DNA-templated transcription. The transcript is spliced from 3 exons. Gene Ontology annotation, molecular function: DNA binding; zinc ion binding; DNA-binding transcription factor activity, RNA polymerase II-specific. The coding region runs from base 1 to 2007 and encodes 668 amino acids.
AUGGCUACAGAUCGGAAGAACUCGAACUUGCCUGACCCUCGGGCGGGUCAAACCCCGACAAGAUUGCCCAAGCCCCGACGAGUUCUCGCAUGCGUGGCUUGUCAACAACGCAAAGUCAAAUGCGAUCGAAAGUUUCCUUGUGCAAAUUGUCUAAGGCAACGCAUACCAUGUAUACCAGCUGGAAAUCCCCGUCCAAGGAAACGUCGAUUCGCGGAGCGCGAGCUAUUGACCCGUAUCAGGAGGUAUGAAGACCUACUCCGGGAGAAUAAAGUCAAAUUCGACCCUCUGCAUGGCAACAACAAUCCCAAUGAUGAUAUGGGUGAGGAAAUGUCGGAAUACGAAGGCCAUGAUGAUUUAACCGGAUCUUCUCCUGCAACAUCAACGAGGUCGGAGAAUGCAUACGAGCCCAAGCUCUGGCAGAUAUACCUUGAAAAUGUCAAUCCUCUCUUCAAAGUUACCCAUACGCCUUCUUUACAAGGGAAAAUAAUCGAGGCCUCAAGCAACACGGCAAAUAUUGAGCCACGCCUCGAAGCUCUGAUGUUCAGCAUAUACUGUAUGGCCAUCCAGAGUCUCGCCACGGAAACCUGCCAAGCUAUAUUUGGCUUGUCGCGAGAUGAUCUUUUGACAAAAUAUCAAUUUGGCUGUCAACAAGCUUUGUUAAAUUGUCAGUUCCUACGAUCAGAUGAUCGGGAAUGCUUGACCGCGUUAUUCCUUUUUCUCUAUUCGCUCCAGUCGAACACCAAUCCUCGCACUCUCUCAUCAAUGAUUGCCCUUGCCAUACGAAUGGCAGAACGUAUGGGAAUACAUAGCGAGUCUUUCUUGUCCAGGUGCACCGUUUUCGAGGCUGAAAUGCGCCGAAGAGUAUGGUGGUCGCUUAUGCUCUUCGAUAGCCGGGUUGGUGAACUUUCGGAGAUGAAAACCUCAUCCCUGAAUCCUACCUGGGACUGCAAACCUCCUAUGAAUGUCAAUGACUCGGAUUUAUGGCCAGAGAUGAAAGAGCCCCCCGUUGCAAGGAGUAAAGUCAGCGAGGCGAUUUUCGUUGUCGUGCGGAGCGAAAUUGCUGACUAUGUCCGCCAUUCUUCGUUCCAUCUUGAAUUCUUGAACCCUGCGCUAAAGCACAUCGCAAACAUGCUUCAUAGUGGCGGAGAUGUGGCCACGCUUGACAAGAAAAUCAGAGAGGAGUAUAUUAAAUUCUGCGAUGAAGAAAAUCCGCUUCACUUUAUGACAAUAUGGGCACUGCGAGCACAGGUUUCGAAAUACUACCUUUUGGAAUGCUAUGCGCGAUUUCUGGAUUCUACUACGGCUCCCACAGAAACAGAAAGUGAUUCUUUUGUCGAGCAUGCAAUUUGUAUGCUCCAGGCUGAUACAAAGAUCUAUACUUCGCCUCUGAGCAAAGGAUUUAUCUGGCUCAUGCAGUAUUACUUCCCUUUCCCUGCGUUUAUUCAUAUUAUGCAUGACUUGAAAAAGCGCCCUACUAGUGGCCAUGCCGCUCGAGCUUGGCAAGUGAUGAAUGAUAACUUUGAGACCCGGUUCAACCCUGUUGAUGAAGUCCAUGCUCCUCUCUUUGCUAUGUUUGCCAAUGUCAUUCUUCGCAAAUGGGAAGGCAUCGAGGGAAUUCUGAAGCAGUGUAGAGCUUCGACUGUUCCCCCAAAGCUUGUUACCAGUAUCAAGCAAAAGCUAUCAGAUAUAGCCAAUAAGACCCCAGAUCCCAACGCGGAUCUACAUGGUGAUCGCUUAGGUACUCUGUUUGAUCAGAUGUCCGCGCCAGCGACAAUGGGAAUGGGGGCAAACAUAGGUAUGGGCAUGGGAAUGGGAAUGGGAGUAGAUGCGGGGUUUGGAGCUGAGUGCCUUUUCGAUGGGCUGGGUGGACAAUCUACUUUCUUCGGGUCGGAUCCAAGAAUGUUUUCUAAUAUUGACCAGCCGGGGCUCACGGCUGACAUGAACCACUUGACCUGGAUGUCUAUGAUGUGGGGUUCACGAGAGCGGCCCGGAUGGCGAGACUCAUAA